This is a messenger RNA of Drosophila virilis, 845 nucleotides long. RefSeq names its product invertebrate-type lysozyme 3. Gene Ontology annotation, molecular function: lysozyme activity. The record is from RefSeq and is a predicted model, not a curated record. Lineage: Eukaryota; Metazoa; Arthropoda; Insecta; Diptera; Drosophilidae.
GACCAAGUUCGUGUUCAAAGUUAUUCCUUUUGAGCGAAAGCUUUUGGGCCUCAACAAAAGAUGCAGCGCGCUCGCAACUCAGCUCAGUUACUCGCGGCACUUCCCAGCGUUCGAUUCAACAGUAUUUAGCUGAAAGAUUUACUUUUCUUUGGAAUUUUAAUAAAUAAAUAUUUACAAUGACUAUCAAUAAAUUGUGCUGCACUUUGGCUAUAGGUGUUAUCAUGUGCCUGGGUUUUGCGGAUCUGAUACAAGCGCAGGAUAAACUCCUGGAUGAAGUGUGCCUAGGUUGCAUCUGCGAGGCCAUCAGCGGCUGUAAUCAGACGAGUUACUGCGCCGACGGCGUCUGUGGCCCAUUUCGCAUCACUUGGGCCUACUGGGCGGAUGGCGGCAAGCUGAUCCUGAAUAACGAAAGUCCCCAGUCGGAGGAGGCCUUUGCCAACUGCGUCAACGAUCCCCAUUGCGCGGCCAACACCGUCCAGAACUACAUGAACAAGUUUGGACAGGAUUGCAAUGGCGAUGGCAUCGUGGAUUGCUACGACUAUGCAUCCAUACACAAGCUGGGUGGCUUUGGCUGCAAGGGCGAACUGACACAACAAUAUAAGACCUCACUGGAUGAGUGCAUCAAGGCACACUCGAACAUUGAUGUGCGCAUAUUGCAUUAAGCUAUAUAAUCUACGGGCUUUUAUUUUGAUUAUUUACAUGCAAUUGUGAGCUGAAAUUUGCAUCUUGAAUCUUUUGAAGUAUGCAGGAACCCGUAUUAACAGAAAAACAAUUAUUUGUUUUAAUUUAAAGCGAGGUGCAAUAUAGACAAUAAAUUAGCAGCUGACAAAAACACUUCCAAAAGA